Molecule: messenger RNA, 3090 nt
Organism: Rhododendron vialii
Lineage: Eukaryota; Viridiplantae; Streptophyta; Magnoliopsida; Ericales; Ericaceae
Product: E3 ubiquitin-protein ligase WAV3-like
Exons: 2
Coding region: 397-2538 (713 amino acids)
Source: RefSeq, a predicted model, not a curated record
CUCUCUCUCUCUCGCUCUCUUCACACACCUCAACAACCCAAAACCCAACUAAUUCCAAGGUCAAAAACAGAUCUUUCCGCUCUCUCUCUUUCAUGGCCGCCAAGAAGAGGACUAGUAAUAAAUCAACAACGACUCACCAAUCCCCUCUAUUUACCGCAACUCGGUCCUAGCAUUCCACACUCAAAACCCACAUAAAUACCCAAACCCAACCCAUCUCUCUCUCUCUCUCUCUCUCUCUGGGUUUGUGUGUUCCACUUCUAUUAGUACUCCACAUUUCCCAAACCCGCCCCUGUUCUCUUCUCUCUCUCCCCAUAACUCUAACAUUCUCUCUCUCUAAAACCCCACCUCCAGCUCAAACAGAAGAGCAUUUGGAGAUCUGGGUUUGGGGCCUCUCACAUGGGGAGCAAAUGGAGGAAAGCCAAGCUCGCGCUAGGGUUGAACCUCUGCGUCUAUGUUCCAACGACGUUGGGCGACGACGACUCCCCGCCGCCGUCCGAUGCCGCUCUUCUCUCGCCGUCGGUGAUGUCUCCGGCGACGUCGGUGACGUCACCCCACGGGCUCAGGCUGUCUAGGAGCUUCAGCAGGUCUUCUAACAAGAAAACUUGCUCGAUAUGUUUAGCCACAAUGAAACGUGGAGACGGCCAUGCAAUUUUCACCGCAGAAUGUUCUCACUCCUUCCAUUUCCACUGUAUUGCCUCAAAUGUGAAACAUGGCAACCAAAUUUGCCCAGUCUGCAGAGCAAAGUGGAAGGAAAUCCCCUUGCAACAGGUUCCCGCUUUUGAUCCUCUGCCUGAAAAGGCAAGAAUCAGUCCGCUAGACUUGCCCCUAAAUAACCCUUUGAUGACAGUAAUCCGCCGAUUACCCUCUCGCCCAAAUUCCAAUCGGAUCGUACCCCCACUAUUUCAAGCUCCUGAGCCAGCUGUCUUUGACGAUGAUGAACCCCUAGAUCAUCAAACCAAUCUCAUUGGCAGAAACUCAUCAAAUACAAAAGCUGCAGAUGAUAAAGGUUUCCAAAGGACGAUAAAGAUCCAAACAUUCCCUGAAGUUCCAGCUGUCCCACGCUUCAAUUCUCUUGAUAACUUCACCGUUCUAGUCCACCUCAAAGCUCCUCUUUCGAUUUCAGGACAAAAUCCCAACAGAAACCAAAGUAACUAUCCAGAAAUUUCUCGGACUCCUCGCACUCCGGUCGACCUUGUGACUGUACUGGACAUCAGUGGCAGCAUGGCAGGGACCAAACUCGCUUUGCUAAAGCGGGCAAUGGGGUUUGUGAUUCAGAAUCUUGGCCCAAAUGACAGGCUGUCAGUUAUUGCCUUCUCGUCAACAGCUCGUCGCCUCUUCCCCCUCAGAAGGAUGACCGAAACAGGAAAGCAACAAGCAUUGCAAGGUGUUAACUCUUUAGCUGCUAAUGGUGGGACGAACAUCGCCGAAGGGUUGAGAAAGGGUGCAAAGGUAAUGGAAAACCGAAGGGAAAAGAACCCUGUUGCCAGUAUUAUACUGUUGUCUGAUGGACAAGACACAUAUACCGUCAACAGUUCUGGCAGCAACAAACAAGAACCAAAUUACCAGUUGCUUUUGCCUUUGUCCAUUCAUGGAAAUGAAAAUGCAGCGUUUAAGAUUCCGGUGCAUGCUUUUGGGUUCGGCGUGGAUCACGAUGCUUCGUCGAUGCACUCAAUUUCAGAGAUUUCCGGAGGGACUUUCUCUUUCAUAGAAACAGAAGCCGUGAUGCAGGAUGCAUUUGCACAGUGCAUUGGGGGUCUUUUGAGUGUUGUGGUAAAGGAGCUACAAGUAUGUAUUAAGUGCGUCCACCCUAGUCUCAGCAUAAGCUCAUUAAGAGCCGGAAGUUACCCCAACCGUUUGAUGCCUGAUCGGUGCACGGGGUUUAUAGAUGUCGGAGACUUGUAUGCCGAUGAGGAGAGGGAUUUUCUUGUCUCCGUCAAUGUCCCAGCCGACUUCUCAAGCACGGAAACUUCAUUGAUCAAGGUGAGAUGCGUUUGCAACGAUCCUUUUUCUAAAGAGACAGUAGCUUUAGAAAGUGAAGAAGUUAGGAUUAAGAGGACAGAAAUUGCUAGACAAGAGUCGGUGUCGAUAGAAGUGGAUAGGCAACAGAACAGGCUCCAAGCAGCUGACGCAAUGGCGCGAGCACGAUUGGCGGCCGAGCAGGGUGACCUCGCCAGUGCGGCCUCAAUUCUCGAGAGCUGCCGUAGGGUUUUGUUGGAUACCGUAUCGGCUAAAUCCAAUGACAGGCUUUGCAUUGCGUUGGAUGCUGAGCUCAAAGAGAUGCAGGAAAGGAUGGCCAGCAGGCACCUGUAUGAGGCGUCGGGAAGGGCUUACAUCCUUUCGGGACUUAGCUCUCACUCGUGGCAAAGAGCCACAGCAAGGGGUGACUCAACAGACGGUUCAAGUCUCGUUCGCGCGUAUCAAACCCCGUCGAUGACUGAGAUGCUUAAUCGGUCUCAAGCUACGUCGCUGGGGAGUCCAUUAACUCAACGGCUUGUACGACCAGUAUGGUCAUUUGCCUCGCAACCAAAGCUGAGGUAAUGGUUUGGGCCAGGGAUGCUCUGUCUCCAAAAUUCAAUGUCCCUUGUCCCAAUGCACUCCCAGACCACUCCCAGAUGCAUUAUAUGGAGGGAAUGUCUGAACUCGAGGCAUAACCGCACGCCUUGGGAGUGUAUUGGGACAAAAAGACAUGUAUUUGGGGGACCGGAGAUGAUCUUGUGCCAUGUUUUGGGGGGCUUCAUGGAUUCAGAUGCCUCCCUAUUUUUGAAAGUAUUUUUGUUUUGGGGUGGGGAUAAAUUGGAAAGAUGAGAGUGUUUUUGACUGUCAAUAUUGUUGUUGUCUUGUAUAUGUGGGGGGAUAAAGUGAGUAAAGGGGUGUAAGGGUACGUCUGUAAGUGGAGCAAAGGAGCUCUGGUUAGGACUUACAACUUCUUGUUUUGCAUUUUUACUCGUCCUUUGUUGUUGUUGGGGGUGAUGUACAAAAGAGGUUUUCCUUAGAGAUGUGGGUACAAGUGUUUGUGAUAUUUGUGGGGGAUAGUUGGGGUUAAGUCUUCACCUUAUGUAUAAGAUACCUGCAAUGUGAUUCUUUUCACAA